UGCACUACUUCAAAAUGUGACCGUUUCUGGAAUUUUCACCCACAAACAGUGGGAUUUGUAUAUGAGCUACAAUUUAUCUGAAGCAGAACCUGAGCUUUUAAACCUCUUUGGCAGUACUUUGCACUGAUACUGUACACUGUACAGUGACACCAGAGGAGCAGCAUCGCACGCGGAUUACAAACAUAAUGGCGACGCUCACAAUAUCAAGCAAAAGACCGUACCAUAUAAUAGUGUUCGGGGCAACUGGUUUUACCGGUCAGUUUGUAGUGGAGGAGGUCGCGAGGACGUGUACCGAGGGUCCAGGAGGGUCGUUACAAUGGGCUGUAGCAGGACGGAACCGCGACCGACUGGAAAAAACACUCAUUCAGGCAGCUGACGCUCUGUGUAAACCAGAGCUGAAGUGUGUGGAGGUUAUCGUAGCAGAUGUAGCCGAGCCAGAGUCAUUGGCCAUCAUGUGCAAACAAGGUUGUAUUGUGCUCAACUGCAUGGGACCUUAUAGAUUCUAUGGAGAGCCUGUGGUGAAGGCUUGCAUAGAGAAUGGGGCCCACUACAUUGACCUCUGCGGAGAACCACAGUUUUUAGAGGGGAUGCAGUUGAAGUACCACAGUAAGGCUCAGGAGAAUGGUGUGUAUAUCAUUGGAAGCUGUGGGUUUGAUUCAAUACCAGCAGAUAUGGGCAUCCUUUAUACACAGAAUCACUUCAAAGGAACGCUCACUGCUGUGGAGAGCUUUUUAACCAUCAACACGGGACCUGGGGGUGGAUGUGCCCAUGAUGCGACAUGGCAGUCGGCCAUCUUUGGCUUUGCUGACAGUGCCAGUCUCAGAAGAAUAAGGAAAAAGUUUGGGCAUAAACCUCUCCCGGCUGUCGGCGCUAGAAUUAAAAAGAGGGGAGCUGUUUUCUUCACUAAGGAGAUUGAGCAGUAUGCUAUUCCCUUCAUGGGCUCAGAUCCAUCUGUGGUGCGCCGGACUCAGCGCUAUAUGCACGAGGAACAUAACCACUGCCCUGUUCAGUACAUGGCAUAUGUAGGUAUUGGUGGUCCCUUCUCCGUGUUGAAGACCCUCUUUGCAGGCGUGCUCUUUUGGUUCAUGGUCAAAUUUAGUUUUGGCAGGGGAUUGCUUACUCAGUUUCCCAAAUUUUUCUCAUUUGGUUUGUUCUCGAAGUCUGGACCGUCAAGAAAGCAGAUGGAUGAAACCUCCUUCUGCCUGAGGUUUAUGGGGGAGGGCUACACUACAGGUCAGGACCCCUCUCUUGGCAAGCCAAAUGCCACUAUCAACACUGAAAUAACAGGACCAGAGCCAGGAUACAUCGCUACACCGAUUACCAUGGUGCAGGCAGCUAUUACACUGCUGAAUGAAUCUCACUGUCUCCCUAAUAAAGGUGGCGUGUUCACUCCGGGCUCAGCGUUUGCAAGAACCACCCUAAUAGAGCGUCUGAACAAACAUGGAGUCCAGUUCUCACUGAAGAGCGGACAGUAGACAUGAGUAAUCUGUCAGAUUCACUCAGCCUAGCUCAUCUCAGUUGAAAUUUUGCAGUGACUUAGCCAAAAGGAGUGUGAAUAGAGUGCUGUAGGCCGGCUCUUUGUUUGUAAUCUAUUAAAGGUCUCAGAUCUUAAAGUAUAUACUGUGACCCUAAAACACUGACUCAAGUUACACUUAAAAAUCAUUGCAUUAAAUGUCUAAAUAUCUAUCUAAAUUUGAUGCUUCAAAAUAUUCAUAAAGAGGUCACAAAAGAAAUCAGAGAGGUUUGAUGUUCUGAAGAGACAAUUAGGCUUUUAUUCACAUAAACAUUGAUCAAAUUUGGUCACAGAAGCUCACACCACACAUUGCUGAGUUUCUGUAAGAACCAAUGAGGUUUGUCCAUUGUAUGUAUUUUGUGUGGUUGUUGAGCAAUGUUUAUAUGUGAAUAAAACACUAAAUGAAAUACGUUAAUCAUAAAGUAAUUGUGUUUCUUCCGAAAACUUGGAUUAAACCCCUCAAUUCAUUUGGAUUCGUUUAAUUCUUUUAAUUUUAUUCUGAACGUUUUGAAGCUUGGGUGAAAGAAAAAUAUCUUCAUUUGUAUUUUGAAGUUAAAUGAAAGUCUUGUGGGUUGGGAGUGAGUUAUUGAUUUGGCCAUUUUAAUUUUUUUAAUCUCCGUUUUAACAGAAAUCUGCCACUAGGUGUCUCCUUUUUCCAUUUCCACAUCUGCCGGUUAUGUGUGUGGAGAUGACAGGAAAGGUCAUUUGUUGUGAGAGGGGUAGACGUUGUUUGGGGAGAUUAGGAAAGGCUGUGAAUAUCUUUUUAAGGAAAGACGAGAGGUGGCUGGGGGUCGCAGUGGAUGAAGAACAGGGGCUGAAAGAUACAGGCCAAGGACGAAGCAGCUUGGCAAGCACAGUAUGACUCAGCUUCAGCUGCUUUUAGUCUUACAGGAAAUGAAGAGAUGCUGGGAUGGAGCUUGUUUUUAUCUGUUGUCACACUUGACUAAAGAGGCGGCAACAGUAGAGUAUGUUGUAAACUCACAGACCUUGCAUUGAGGACGUGUAGAAUAUAUGAGAAAUGGAUAGGAUGACAUAUAGAAAGACAAAGGUGAGGGAUUCCUCAUAUGUUGUAAAAAUGAAAUAAAGAGCUUAAGUUAGUCAUGGCUUGAGGGUUUGAGAGUUAUCUGAUCACAAUUUUUAACAGUAUUAUAUAUGUUAUUCUUAUAUCUUACUGAUUCCUGUAAUUUUUUCAAGACAAACCAACUAAAACCAUAAAUCAUCAUAGAAUUAAUUAAAUCGAUUGCUUUUUCUUGCUUAUGUGGGCCUUGAUUUGAUAUGACAUAAAAUCAGUGAUAUUGAGGACACAGGUAAAUCUGUAGAUUAUCCACCAAUUAAAACACACACAUAUAUAUAUAUAUAUAUAUAUGUAUAAUGUAUAUACAGACCUGGAAAAUGUAUAAAUUCUAAAAAUAUUUUUAAUGUUUUAAGUUAAAACCUGUAACUUCUUAUAUACCCUUUGUGGGGUCCAGCAGAUUCUUUUGAAAGAAAUUAAUACUUUUAUUUCGCAAGGAUGCUUUUAAUAGAUCAAAAGUGACAGUAAAGACUUUAAUAAUAUUACAAAAGAUUUCUAUUCCUAAUAAAUCCUGAUUUGAGAUUCCUA
Molecule: messenger RNA, 3113 nt
Organism: Pimephales promelas (fathead minnow)
Lineage: Eukaryota; Metazoa; Chordata; Actinopteri; Cypriniformes; Leuciscidae
Gene: sccpdhb
Product: saccharopine dehydrogenase b
Biological process (GO): glycolipid biosynthetic process
Cellular component (GO): plasma membrane; lipid droplet; mitochondrion
Source: RefSeq, a predicted model, not a curated record